Molecule: messenger RNA, 688 nt
Organism: Geodia barretti
Lineage: Eukaryota; Metazoa; Porifera; Demospongiae; Tetractinellida; Geodiidae
Source: the annotation of a GenBank genome assembly
GGAAUUGCACGCUCUCGCGCUUAACGUAUCAAUAUUACUUUAAUAAUUGUGUCUCUAAUUAUACGAAGUUGGUAAUCAUCUGCUGCCUGUGAAGCUCCGGAAGAAGACAAGGGAAGAAGAGAGACUAGCAGUGUUGUUUGUGCUCUGAGUGAAAAUUCGGCAUCUCAUAUUACGUUUGCUGAUGGCGGAAUUCCCUCCACACACUAAAAACUCGUUAUUCUAGAGUUUUUGGUGCAAACGUUUUCACUGUUGUUUUGAGAGAGGUGUGGUUGUUGUCUGGUUGCCAUGGAAGACCGCCCGACGACAAUAAGGGUGUAUCCGGGGGAGCUGAGGCCAGUUUACUACACCUCAGUGCUGGCCUCCCUAACUACCACCCUUGAGGUGAUACGAUUAGCUCUGGAGCGACUGCAGAUUUUCGAAGACAAGACGCUCUAUGAGCUACACGAGGGUUGUCCCGGUGACGAGGACAACUGGACCCUCCUCAAAGAGGGGGAAACCAAAAUCACCACGCAUGCGCAGUUACAAACUCCUCAAACUAGCUAUUAUACUAUAUGGUGUCUCUCUACUGUCAUAAAAAUACUGUCCCCGACUAUAGACAAAAAGCCCUUCAAGGAGCAAUCUCUAUUAUCCUCUGACCACUCCGCUUUGCCAAGACCUAAAUGAAAUUCAAACGGAUUGCAGACAGGCG